AUGCGAGGGAGCAGCUCCGAACUCCUGUUAGACCCGCAGCAGGAGCUCAGGAAGCGGAAGCUACUGGAACUAGCGGCGAGCAGCAAGGGCGCGAAGAAGCAGAAGCGAACAUGUCGGCAGCGGGCGUGGUUCUAUAGCACAUCGUUCCUGGUGAUGACGUCAGUGUCGGCCGGGUCCUCGCUCCUCUUCCUAGUGCCUCUGUACGUGGACCCGGCGAUCUCGACCCUGGUGGCCGACUUCGCCCCGGAGCCGGUCACCUGCACCACGGUCCGCCGCGAGGAGCUCCUCGGGAUCUUCAACUGCUCCUGGUCGAGCUGCCGCGAGGGCUGCACCAGUGACAUGUACAAGUGCUCCCACAUCUACGUGGCCUACACGGACCACAACGACACUCGCACCGAGGACGCCGUCCUCCUGGUCAACAUCAAGGGCUGCGGCUACCCGCCGGAGGUCAAGUGCGCCAACUUCACCGAGGACUACGGCCAGGAGGGCGCCCAGUUCCCGUGCUACUACUCGCGCCAGAACCGGACGGUCGUCAUGGCCGAGUACGACCGGGAGCGGCAAGUGCGCAUCAUCAGACACUUCUUCGGGCUCCCCUUCCUAGUGUGUUUCAUCACCUCCGUCGCGUUGUGCAUCAUGCAUUGCAGGUGUUCCGCCACCGACCCGCCCAGGACGGUACGCAGGGUCCGAGUUCACAAUGAUGCCAGCGACGGCUCGAUCAGCAACCGAGUGGAGAGGAUGCGGAGAUCGGAGACGGAGGAGCUGGAGGGGGCGGAGCGAGGGCCGCUCUGACACAGGAGCGAAGGCGAGCACAUGACGAAAUCCGUUUCCAGCUCGCUGUAGCACGCUCCUCCGACUCAAGCGAGUGCCGCCCCGUCUCUCCGCCAGAGGGCGCGCAGAGCCUCCACGGGCCCGACCUCGCCCCGCAUUUAUUAGUGAGAAUCCGAAGCGAAACUCGACUCACGAACUGAUAUUUUUGAUGAAAGCUUUUUUAGUACCUAGAGAUUUGUUACCCCCGAGACAAUAUUGGCCUAGCGGUGAGAAUAAGAGUACCUGCGUGUAAAGCGAAAGUAUUCUCCCGCCCUCAAGAAAAACGCCGCAUCAACCUUAGGGUGUUGCCGAAUUUCUUUUGAUGAAAUACGAAUUGAUUAGUGGUAUCGAUGAGGAUCGUUUUUGGACCCACUCUCAAUGUCCUUAACUACAGGGUUAUUCAAAAGUCACGCACCACUGGCCAUAACUUUAAGUUCUAGUUAUGAUAUCCACUUGCGGUUCAAAAAGUUUUUCCUCAUAUUGAGGGGGAAACUUUUUUAUGUACUUUUCCAGUUUUUGAUCCCCUCGGGAGAGGGGGGCGAGGGGAAACUCAAGAAUAUCAAAUGGCCACCCCCCUCAUGGCCAGUGGUGCGUGACUUAUGAAUAACCCUGUACAUGAAAUUUUUCGCUCAUACUUGAACGUCUUUAUAUUACAGGAUGCAUCAUGAUUUGGUCAUUUUCGGUCUGUCUCAUUUAGGGUCUAAUACUGGCCUAAACAUGGGCCUGAAGGCCAAUUUUGGCGAAAAAUUUGAGUUUGCUUGCGAAUGCUGAAAAAUGUGUAUUUUUUGUCAAAAUCGGCCCCCAGACUCAUUUCAGACCAGCGUUAGACCCGAAAGGAGACCAGAAAUGACCAAAUCAUGAUGCAUACCAAAAACAUAGACCUUCGUCAAUGAGCAAUUAAACCAGCGUAGAGUUGAGGAAUUUUAGCUAGGGUGGGCCUAAAAACGGCUCUUAUCUAUACCUCUCCGUUAUGAAGUUUUCCCCCAUUUUUUCGGAACAUUUUGGUCGCAAUUUAAUCUACAAUAUCUGAAAAUUUCAAGGCAAA
This is a messenger RNA of Bemisia tabaci, 1852 nucleotides long. RefSeq names its product tipE homolog 1 phospholipid transfer protein (gene Teh1). The record is from RefSeq and is a predicted model, not a curated record. Gene Ontology annotation, molecular function: sodium channel regulator activity. Gene Ontology annotation, cellular component: plasma membrane. Gene Ontology annotation, biological process: regulation of sodium ion transport. NCBI's taxonomy places the organism in Eukaryota, Metazoa, Arthropoda, Insecta, Hemiptera, Aleyrodidae.